AUGAGCAGGUGCUAUACUAAGCCCAGACCGCAGCCUCCAGCACAUCCCCCAGAUAACAUUACCUACGAGACUGAUAACAAAAAUAACAUUAACACGCUAUAUCCCUUUGAGAUGUAUUAUAUUGUCUCAACAAACCCACUUGAACUCCGUGUUAAAAUAUGCAAGUACUUGAAAAGCACCUAUAGUUCGCGAGAACACUCCGAACACUCCGUACCUCCGAGAACACUCCGAACACUCCGUACCUCCGAGAACACUCCGUACCUCCGAGAACACUCCGUACCUCCGAGAACACUCCGAACACUCCGUACCUCCGAAAAUACUCCGAACACUCCGUACCUCCGAGAACACUACGAACACUCCGUACCUCCGAGAACACUCCGAACACUCCGUACCUCCGAAAAUACUCCGAACACUCCGUACCUCCGAGAACACUCCGAACACUCCGUACCUCCGAGAACACUCCGAACACUCCGUACCUCCGAGAACACUCCGUACCUCCGAGAACACUCCGAACACUCCGUACCUCCGAGAACACUCCGAACACUCCGUACCUCCGAGAACACUCCGAACACUCCGUACCUCCGAGAACACUCCGAACACUCCGUACCUCCGAGAACACUCCGAACACUCCGUACCUCCGAGAACACUCCGAACACUCCGUACCUCCGAGAACACUCCGAACACUCCGUACCUCCGAGAACACUCCGUACCUCCGAGAACACUCCGAACACUCCGUACCUCCGAAAAUACUCCGAACACUCCGUACCUCCGAGAACACUACGAACACUCCGUACCUCCGAGAACACUCCGAACACUCCGUACCUCCGAGAACACUCCGAACACUCCGUACCUCCGAGAACACUCCGAACACUCCGUACCUCCGAGAACACUCCGAACACUCCGUACCUCCGAGAACACUCCGUACCUCCGAGAACACUCCGAACACUCCGCACCUCCGAGAACACUCCGAACACUCCGUACCUCCGAGAACACUCCGAACACUCCGUACCUCCGAAAAUACUCCGAACACUCCGUACCUCCGAGAACACUCCGAACACUCCGUACCUCCGAGAACACUCCGAACACUCCGUACCUCCGAGAACACUCCGAACACUCCGUACCUCCGAGAACACUCCGUACCUCCGAGAACACUCCGAACACUCCGUACCUCCGAGAACACUCCGAACACUCCGUACCUCCGAGAACACUCCGAACACUCCGUACCUCCGAGAACACUCCGAACACUCCGUACCUCCGAAAAUACUCCGAACACUCCGUACCUCCGAGAACACUCCGAACACUCCGUACCUCCGAGAACACUCCGAACACUCCGUACCUCCGAGAACACUCCGAACACUCCGUACCUCCGAGAACACUCCGAACACUCCGUACCUCCGAGAACACUCCGAACACUCCGUACCUCCGAGAACACUCCGGACACUCCGUACCUCCGAGAACACUCCGAACACUCCGUACCUCCGAGAACACUCCGUACCUCCGAGAACACUCCGGACACUCCGUACCUCCGAGAACACUCCGAACACUCCGUACCUCCGAGAACACUCCGUACCUCCGAGAACACUCCGUACCUCCGAGAACACUCCGAACACUCCGUACCUCCGAGAACACUCCGAACACUCCGUACCUCCGAGAACACUCCGGACACUCCGUACCUCCGAGAACACUCCGAACACUCCGUACCUCCGAGAACACUCCGUACCUCCGAGAACACUCCGUACCUCCGAGAACACUCCGAACACUCCGUACCUCCGAGAACACUCCGUACCUCCGAGAACACUCCGAACACUCCGUACCUCCGAGAACACUCCGAACACUCCGUACCUCCGAGAACACUCCGAACACUCCGUACCUCCGAGAACACUCCGAACACUCCGUACCUCCGAGAACACUCCGAACACUCCGUACCUCCGAGAACACUCCGAACACUCCGUACCUCCGAGAACACUCCGAACACUCCGUACCUCCGAAAAUACUCCGAACACUCCGUACCUCCGAGAACACUCCGAACACUCCGUACCUCCGAGAACACUCCGAACACUCCGUACCUCCGAAAAUACUCCGAACACUCCGUACCUCCGAGAACACUCCGUACCUCCGAAAAUACUCCGAACACUCCGUACCUCCGAGAACACUCCAUACCUCCGAGAACACUCCGAACACUCCGUACCUCCGAAAAUACUCCGAACACUCCGUACCUCCGAGAACACUCCGUACCUCCGAGAACACUCCGAACACUCCGUACCUCCGAGAACACUCCGUACCUCCGAGAACACUCCGUACCUCCGAGAACACUCCGAACACUCCGUACCUCCGAGAACACUCCGAACACUCCGUAUACGAACACGCAAAGCUGUGAACGGCUUCUUCCUUCCUUCCACUCAAAGCUGGGAUUCUUGGAGGCCUCGAACUACAACCACUCUAGCUGUAUGA
Molecule: messenger RNA, 2451 nt
Organism: Procambarus clarkii (red swamp crayfish)
Lineage: Eukaryota; Metazoa; Arthropoda; Malacostraca; Decapoda; Cambaridae
Product: mucin-like protein 3
Source: RefSeq, a predicted model, not a curated record